AACGUGAAACAACGUGACCUUCCCCCCCGGUGUUUGACAAGCAUGGACGCCGCAGACAAAUGAACACAACUUGAAAACAAUGCAGCGAUAAACAACGUGACAGUCCUGCGUUUCUGGUUUUAGUACUUCUCACACAGCUUCAGUUUGAAGUAGUUCAUCGCGAUGCUACGCCUCUUCACUGGCAAGGGUUUUUAUGAACUUCGGAAAUGCAGUUAUCCUGUGUUAUCUUGUGUCACCAAGAGGAAGGCCUCAAGCUUUCUCCCAGUCAGCAGCACUUGUCCUCACAGACUACACGUCCCUGCUCGCCUCUUCAGUACCGGGAGACCAGUGUGGAAAGAUGCCUCCCAGCCACAGAAAGACGAAUCAGAGGACAUACAGACAAUGGAUCUGAACAAAUGGAAAUCCGUAAUGAGAUCCCAAGCAGCAGCUGCAGAACAGAAAGAAGUCAAAGAAGAAGAAGGAGAAGAAAGUGAUGAGGAAAACUGCAAAGAACCAGGAAGGGAUUUAAAAGACGGUUCUCAUUUGGCUGCAACUCGGGAAAUGGUUGUGAUGUGGCGCCAAGCUGGGAAGCUUGUACCUCAAGAGAUUACUGAUGAAGAGGUUCAGACACUGGCAGAGCUCGCCACCAAGACCUCCAAGAAGAAUUACCUGAAGCACCUGGCCAUCAAGGAGCACCGCAAAGGUGCAACUAAGGAGAAGCGGCAAAAGAAGUGGGAGGAAAAGAAAGCCUCGUUGGAGGCGAGUACAGGAACGCACAGCGAUGCAGAGGAAGGGGAUGAUCAGAGAGGACCAGUGAUGAAAAACACAUUCCUCCUCAGGUACUGGCAUCGCUCCCUGGACAAGCUGCUGGCCUGGAGAACCGCCCAGUCAAUGCUGUUCGGUCAGCCGCUGGUGUUUGACAUGAGCUAUGAGUCCAACAUGGGCAGGCGGGAGAUCGAGAACACAGUGCACCAGCUGAUGGAGGCAGAAGGAUGGAACCGGCGUGCCACUGAGCCCUUCCACCUCCACUUCUGCAACCUGCAGCCAGACAUGGCUUACGAGAAGGAGCUGCUCAAGCGAUACGGUGCAGAGACCUGGGCCCGCCUGUGCGUCACCGCCACUGAUCGCCAGCACGUCGACCUUUUCCCCCGCGAACAGCUUGUGUACCUCACCGCAGAUUCCCCCAAUGUUCUCCGCAAAUUUGACCACUCCAAAGUCUACAUCAUCGGGAGUAUGGUGGACCGGUCGAUUCAAAAAGGCUUGUCGUUGGCCAACGCCAAGCGUCUGAAGCUGGCCACAGCCCGUUUGCCACUGGAUCAGUUCCUCCGCUGGGAGAUCGGAGCCAAAAAUCUGACUCUGGACCAGAUGAUCCGCAUAAUGCUCACUAUCAAGGAGACUGGGAAAUGGGAAGAGGCGUUAAAGUUUGUGCCUAUGAGAAAGCAUGCUGGCUUCCACCAACAACGGGCACAAGAAGAGAUUAGCAAACCCAGGGAGGUCACACACCGUAGACCAAGAGCGGAUGAUAGCAGGUGGUUGAUAUCAUCUGGUGAAUGUACAUUUAAAAAUGAGGCCCAAAGUCUGUACAGGUCCCCAAAACAGCCUGGGUUCACCAGUAGAGACAGAACAGGUGGACUGCCCAGUGACAGAGAAAACAAACCCACUACAACCAGAGUAUCAUUUAAGAACAAAAUGGAGGGAAGAAAAGGCACACACAAAAGUUGGACAAGGGGGGAUGAUAAGUGAAGUCAACAUAAAUUGUAACUGGUUAAUAAGUUUGUUUAUAAGAACUGUUUGAGGAAAUGUCAAAAGGUGAGACAAGUGGUGAAUAAAAUGUUAAUAUGUA
Morone saxatilis (striped sea-bass) is the source of this 1822-nucleotide messenger RNA. RefSeq names its product tRNA methyltransferase 10C, mitochondrial RNase P subunit (gene trmt10c). Gene Ontology annotation, molecular function: tRNA binding. The record is from RefSeq and is a predicted model, not a curated record. Gene Ontology annotation, biological process: mitochondrial tRNA 5'-end processing; positive regulation of mitochondrial translation. Gene Ontology annotation, cellular component: nucleus; mitochondrion; nucleoplasm. NCBI's taxonomy places the organism in Eukaryota, Metazoa, Chordata, Actinopteri, Moronidae. The transcript has 2 exons. Bases 163 to 1722 code for a protein of 519 amino acids.